CUACGGCGUUUGGUAUAAAAUCCCGCGCGUCCCAGAGGCUCCACGGUCACUUGCGAACGACGCCAUCUCAACAACACACGAUGAACGCCAAGCUCCUGAUUCUCUUGGGCCUGCUAGCCAUGGCUGCAGCUGACACCCGCCCCAUUUACAACAACGAAGGAGAAUCAGAGGAUUCCUCCGAAGAAUCCUACGAGUCCAGCGAAGCCAAGUACAGCUUCACGUGGGCCGUGAGCGACGACUCCUCCAGCAACGAAUUCGGACACCAGGAGGCCCGCGACGGCGACUUCACCCAGGGGUCCUACUACGUCCAGCUCCCCGACGGGCGUCUGCAGAAGGUGUCCUACCAUGUCGACGGCGACGACGGCUACGUCGCCGAAGUCACCUACGAAGGAGAAAUCGAAUCCGAUGAAUCGGACGAAUCAGAUGAGUCUGAUUAGUUCAACGAAAUAAAAAUAAAAAUUGCUCAAUUAGAAAUUAGAAAAAAAAAAACAAAAAAUAGUGCUUCGUGGAUUCUGUGAAUCCUGAUAAUUCAUCUUCAUUGUUGUCGCUUUCAGAUGUUCCCGAAAUAAAUGUCGAAUAGA
Messenger RNA from Macrobrachium nipponense, 581 nucleotides. Its product is annotated as pro-resilin-like. The transcript has 3 exons. Gene Ontology annotation, cellular component: extracellular matrix. Bases 81 to 437 code for a protein of 118 amino acids. NCBI's taxonomy places the organism in Eukaryota, Metazoa, Arthropoda, Malacostraca, Decapoda, Palaemonidae. The record is from RefSeq and is a predicted model, not a curated record.